This is a messenger RNA of Adineta steineri, 768 nucleotides long. Lineage: Eukaryota; Metazoa; Rotifera; Eurotatoria; Adinetida; Adinetidae. The record is from the annotation of a GenBank genome assembly.
AUGGAUACAGCAGCAUGUAAAAAACUUUUCGAUUUAUGCUCACAAUCAUUGAGUAGUACUGAGGAUGAAAAGUUUUUUGAAGCUUGUCAAUUGCUCUGUUCAGUUAUUCCUACUAUAUCAGAUGAUGUAUUUGGAUCAUUACCAGAUAAUAUCUUACUUGAUAACCUUGGAAAUCUAUUAAAAUGUCGUCUUCGAAAUGAACAACGAGCUAUUGUGAUUGAUGUCUAUGCUUGUUUAAUUGAGAAGCAUAAAUCGGUUUCAUUCCUUUGUAAACAUAAUAAAAAUGUAUAUCUAUUAUUAGUGCUUUUAUGUGCUGUUGAAGUACGUAUGAUGGUUGAAAAUCCUCAAACAAAUGAAAUUUUAGAAAAACAACAACAUCUUGCUGCUUGUUAUUUAAUUAUUGAAUAUACAAUUGCAGCUAUUUGUCAAUCCGAUGACUUGAUGGAUGAUGAUGUUUCAUCGAUUCUUUCGAAAUUAAUUGAUAUGUUUCAUGGAUGUGUGUUUUUAAUUGAUCAAAUUGUAGAUAAUGUUGAAGAUAAACAAGCAUUUGAUACAGUUCUUCAAGCAACAGUUCGUAUACUUGGAAUUUGGCUCAGUCAAGAACCAGUUUCUUUACAAACGGCUGUACGACCUCGUUUGAAUAAAUGGAUGCAAUAUGGAUUAAAUUCAACAAACUGUUGUGAAACAUUUAAAAAGUUUCUUGAACCAGUUUUGAAAGACUAUGAAGAAGAUGAUGAUUCUUCAUUGAUACCUUCAACAACUUCAUGA